AUGUAUGUAAGGCAAGUACGCCGCUGCUCAGGAUGGUUGCAGUCGUGCUAUGCAUUCGCCUCAAAUCUUCCUAUCCACCUGUGCCGUGGCUUCUCCUGCUCCAUGGGUGCAGGGGUGGGCAAUCGCAUAAUGGCGCUCAUCUCAGCCUUCUCCUACGCGCUGCUGACAAACCGCACGCUCAUCAUCCCACCCGACUCCUUCCUCUUCCGCUUCUUCUGCGAACCCUUCCCUGGCUCCUCCUGGACCAUCCCACUCGAUGCCUUCAACACCAUAUCCCAGACGGUGCACAGAUCGCCGGCACGCAACCGAGGAAUUGUCGAUGGAUGGGAUGGCCAUGACGUCAGCAUGCACAUGUCAUGGGAUUCUUGCUUAUCUUCCCACUCCCUGCUCUCCCCCCACCCACUGCUUAGCUCCAAGGCGGACACGUGGGGCAUGUUCUGUGAGGCGGAGCAGCAGGCGAUGGCAGCAGCACGCUUCGCCACGCUCUACACCGACUACUUCCUCGUGCCGCACUUCUACCUCGUGCCCAUGCUGCAGGUACAGCUUGACACCCUCUUUCCCGAUCGACGAGUCUUCACCCACCUUUCUCGGUACCUGCUGCACCCCGCCAACUACCUGUGGGAUCGCAUCACCCGCCUCUACCACGGGCACCUCGCCCACCACUCCCUCACCGUCGGCCUGCAGAUCCGCGCAUUCGAGGAGACAGAGGAGGAUUUGAUGGUGAACGUGUUUGAGUGCGCCACCAACAUCGCCAGAGUGCUGCCACCUGUCAUGCCCACCAACCAAUGGCGCGAAACCGCUACAUCUCACUCUGGUGUCAUGUCACUCAACCCCACGCACUCCCUCCAUGCCUCACUCCCCACCAAUGCACACCACACGCCCACACAGGUGACAGAGGAGGCAUUGCUGGGCAUGCGCGGGCGCAGCAUCGGCGCGUUGGUGGUGUCGCUCAACCCCACGCACGGCGCCAAGCUGCGCGACCGCUACAUGCUCGGCAAGCCACUAGACGGCUCCACCGUCUCCGUCUUCAGUGUGAGUGGCGAGGGCGAGGAGAAGCAGGACGACCUGCUGCAGUACGAGCUCGCCGUCACCGAGAUGUGGCUCCUCGCUUUCUGCGAUGUGCUGCUGGUGACGGACACGUCAACGUUUGGGUAUGUGGCGGCGGGGGUGGCGGGGGUGACGCCCUACACCAUGAACGUGGCCAAGUGGAAGCACACCGACUGGCGCUCCAACGGCCGCCUCGCCUGCAUGCUCGGCUCCUCCGAGCCCUGCUACGUGCACAAAGUGGAGGAGAGCGUUCUGUGUCCCGGAGAGCCAGAGAAGCGGCCGCUGGAGAACAUACCGCAGACGCGGGCGUGCCAUGCCACGGGCGUGGGGCUCACCACCAACCUGCCGCCGCUGCCGCUGCCGCUGCCGCUGCCCUCCCAGCAUGACGCCUUGGACGGCGCACAGCAGGCUCAUCCACGUGCCCCUGAUGGCCCUCUGGCUGCUGCUGCUGCUGCCACUGAUUCUGCUGCUGGCAUGGGUGCAGGGUUAGCAACAGCAGAGCAGGGAGGGCGAGAGGGGGAAGGGCGGGGUGAGCAGCGGGAAGGGGAGCAGGGAGCAGGGGGUGCAGCGGAUGGUGACCCCUAUUAUCUGGAUGAGGAGCAGACCUGA
Closterium sp. Yama58-4 is the source of this 1656-nucleotide messenger RNA. The record is from the annotation of a GenBank genome assembly. NCBI's taxonomy places the organism in Eukaryota, Viridiplantae, Streptophyta, Zygnematophyceae, Desmidiales, Closteriaceae.